This is a messenger RNA of Prorocentrum cordatum, 2082 nucleotides long. The record is from the annotation of a GenBank genome assembly. Lineage: Eukaryota; Dinophyceae; Prorocentrales; Prorocentraceae.
AUGGAAGGAGUGCCAGAUGCGCGCAGCUCGUCGUUGCCCCCUCCAUUGCGCCAUUCGACAAGAUUGCCUGCGCUCCCAGGAGCCCUUGUUGAAGUCGAGCUCUUCUGUCAGCGAAUGGCGGCUGUCGACAAGCGGGUCAUUGGGCCUUUGACUGGGUGGCAGCUGACAUCAGACACUGUUGACGUUCUGCGGAAACAGACAUCUCCGACACACCCAGCAGCAAUCAUGUUGUUUAGUGCUCAUUUUGAGGAGGCCCGGCACCGCGGUGAGUUUUGUGGUUUUGCAUUGGCCGGGGGAAGCAGUUUUCGAGUCAACGAAUGGGGGCGAACAAUGCCUUUCGCAGACAUGUACUUUUUGGGAGGGUGUUCAAGUGGUACUCCGAUGCAUGAUGGCGACCACUCCGUCCGUGCCUUGCUGCCUCUCGGUCCCAGAUAUGUUGUGACAGCUAUGUGGCCCGUGUCUGAUUCUGGAGCCCUCGUUCUCUCCAACACAUUCUUUGAGCAGCUUCAAGCUGCUUCCGCUCGGAAUCCGCCAGCGGCGCUGACGGCCACUCAGUCCGAGCUGGUAAGAUGCAGCGCGGACGAAAUGUCUGAAAUGGCGAAGGCGGCGCUACAGCUGCUUUCAACCGAUAUUCGUGCACUUCCCGGGGUGAGAAGGGGCUUGGUGGACGCAGAGAAGGCGGUGAAUUCCGAUGCUUACCGUGGCGAUGCCGAGGACGCGGAGCUCUGCUUGCCUUUCUUGGGGUGUGCGCCUCAGCAGCUUCGCGCCGGUCCAUACUGGUGGGCGCCUUUCAGGAUGUUCACUAAUCCUCUCCAGCUGCGAAUUGCCAAGUCCUGUGCUUCUUCGAGCAGGGAAGACUAUUUGUUGGUCCCUUCGAUCGUGGCAUCUUCUGUUUGUUACGCACAUGCCAUGGCAGCAGUUGGGCAAGAUCCGGUAUGCAUGUGCCCAGGCCGUGUCGCAGGCUUUGUAGUUGUGACGGGACCUGACUUGCUUCACCGCGGUGGCAAGCUGAAUGAUGGCAACGUGCCGCGAACACACAUGUUCUGGAUGUUUAGCAGUGGUGGAAAGUGCACAGCCGCAUAUGGAAGUGACGUUCUGGAUGGGGUGCUGGGAGUGUGCGAGAUCAGCGAAGACCUUUACUGCUUUCGGCAUGCGCAGUCCCUGACAUUCUGCCGACGUGACCCCCACGGGAUAACGCCUUUCCAUUUAUCUGGCAAGUUAAGGGGGUCAGGGCUGUGUGGAUGGCCAGCGCCAAGGCUUGAGUGUCCAGCAGGACAUGCCCUAAGCCAAGCAAGCACGACAGCUUCUGGUGUAGUUUGUGAUUUUUGUGGGUAUGACUAUGGUGCAAUGUUUGGCUGUCGGACUUGCAACUUCGACCUGUGCGAGUCGUGCGCGACGGACAAAACUGCCAGAGUUGCUGCGGUAUGCUAUUAUCCCGAAGGGCACGCGUUGUUCAUUGCCUGCGUACAUGGCAAGCCAGCAAAGGGGCAGCGUCUUCUUCGUAAUUAUGCAUGGCAAAGCUGGAUGCAAGUGUAUACGCUGGGGGGCACUGGGCGACAGCUCAGAAAGCCCUUGUCGUGGCACCGUUCAUCUAAAUUUGAAGCUCUGUGUCAGGCCUUUCCACGAGGUUGGUGCGAUGUGCAGCAGUUACAGUGCAUUCAGAUGCUUCGGGGUUUGCACAUCGCUUGCAGCACAGAAGACUUCUGUCCGCCGAGCCGCCUCGGUGGCAUGCUGAUCCUCAAUGCUCGUGAUGGUGGGAUUGUCAUGCGUGUGUCAUGCCCUAGAAUGGAGGGUUUUACUUUCAAUGAGCGCGUUGGCACUGUCAUCGGAUGCGAUAACAAGGUCAUCAUCGCUGACGCAGCUGGUGAGCUCUCAGUGUGGAGCUCCUUGGACCACUCGGUUGGGUCUUUGACGAUGGUCCCAGGAAACUGUGACCUGCUUGUGGGCAUUACGCAAAGUGAGCCGGGCGUGCGUCGGUGGUCUGUUCAGAAUCUCCUUGACACGCCACAUUGGCGAGGGAAUCGCCAAUCUAUCGAACAUGUUGUGCCUGGGUUUGAGGUUGAGUUGUUUGGCGGAUAUUGA